AUGUUCGGCACGGACAACACGAACGUUGGUGAGCAGCAACCAUUCAAAAUUAAUGCACUCAUUCAUGUUCCUCCAUCAUGUGCCAAUACCAUCAAGAAUCAUCCACUUCUCCGUAGUUAUGUUUUACUUCAAUUAAUGGAACAAUCGGAGAGUGGGCAGGUGGUCUUUACACAUUUCCAUCAUGUCAUUCCGACAACCAUCUCCCUUCAACAGAAUAUAUUACAAGUGGAACUCUCUUUUACAAGUCUUUUAUCAUUCUCAUCCAAUUCCUCAUCAAAGAGUGGGGAGCAACCACAGGACCUCACCUCUUCUUCCUUUCAAUACUUAUUUCCGUAUCGGAUCGGGAUGGAUUCUCCCAUCAUUUUCAAUUUCAAAGUAGCAACACAAGAGAUGGCAGAUAAUUCUCGUUUGGCCAACUCACAAGAACUAGCGAUAAUGAAUUCAUCAAAAACAACCUCCACUCGACGAAAAUACAAAUGUGGAGGCUUGAAAAAAGAAUAUGAUUUGCUUAAAAAAACCCUUAAACAAAUGAUUGAUUUGGGAGAAAAUAAUGUCAGUGCUGGAGUUUUGGUUCAUGGUUUGUCUGGAACUGGCAAGGAUUUACUUGUAAAUACAGUUUUUCAGGAUUUAUUUGUAGAGGCAUCGUCUAGUAAGGCCUGUUCGCAGGGACAAGAUGAAUAUGACGGCAAUGCUAGUGACACGGAAGAAAAUUAUCAACUCAAUAUCACUAGUCUCCAUGCUUCAAUGUUCACAAGUAAGGUCUACGGCCAAAACGAGGCCAAAAUGAGACAAUUCUUCCAGAAUCCAAACCAAUUUGGUCACACUCACUCUAUUUAUUCAUACAAGUUUAUUAUUUUACAAGAUUUAGACCAAUUAGCACCCUCGAAUCAAUUGAUUCAGGAUAGCUCUAUAGCAUCAAAAGGAGGAAAAAGGCUGGUGAGCACUCUAUUGCACGCUCUAGAUGAUUGCCCAAAAAAGAGAAUAAUAGUUAUUGGUAUUACUAACCAAUUUUCAAAGAUCGAUGCCUCCAUAAAACGAUCUGGUAGGCUUGACCAAGCUGUGAUCGAGUGCCCCAUUCCUGGUGAGGCAGAACGAGCAGAUAUUUUGAGAGUAAUUUUUGAGCAAUGCAAUAUUGAGAUACAAGAGGAUUUAAUUUCCAAAGUGGCAAGUGUCACACAUGGUUUUGUUGGUUCUGAUUUGAAAUCCUUAUGUAAUGAAGCCAUACUUCAACAUUUCAUGAAAGGAGAAAAUAUAUUGUCAAAUGAAAACAAUGGUGGGAAUGAUGAAACGACUACAAGCAAUACUCCCCCAACUUUGAGCCUGAAUUAUGACUUGUUUGAGAAUGCCUUAGUGCAUGUAAGACCUAGUGCCAUUCGACAUAUUCUUGUGGAGGUUCCCAAAGUUUACUGGAAUGACAUUGGAGGACAAGAUAAUGUCAAGCAAGCUCUCAAAGAGUCGAUUGAAUGGCCUUUCAAAUAUGCAGAACAUUUCAAGAGAAUGAAGAUACGAGCUCCUAGAGGUGUGCUGCUUUAUGGCCCACCUGGAUGUUCAAAAACAUUGCAAGCAAAAGCAUUGGCAACAGAAGCCAAACUGAACUUUUUGGCUGUGAGAGGUCCUGAAUUGUUUAGCAAGUGGGUCGGUGAGAGUGAACGAGCAGUUCAACAAAUAUUUGCAAAGGCCAGACAAGCCGCACCAAGUAUCAUCUUUUUUGAUGAAAUUGAUGGUCUCGGUGUUGAGAGAGGUAGUGGAGGAAAUUCUGUAGGUGAUCGAGUACUUUCACAACUUCUUCAAGAAUUAGAUGGAAUUGAUCCACUUCAAGGGGUGACUGUCAUUGCGGCCACUAAUAGGCCAGAUUUACUCGAUAAGGCUCUAUUAAGACCUGGUCGAAUUGAUCGAAUGCUCUAUGUGGCACCACCAGAUGCUUCUGCCAGAAAAGAAAUUAUGAACAUUCAAUUGAAACGAAUGAGUCAUAAUAUUACCCCUGAACAAAUUGAACAAAUUGUAAAUUGCACAGAAAACUACAGCGGAGCAGAAAUGACAGCUCUCUGCAGGGAGGCAGCUUACUUGGCACUACAGGAAAACAUUCAUGCAGAAUAUGUGGAAUUUAAACAUUUUGAAGCUGCCAGAAAAACCAUUCUUCCACGAAUCACUCAAGAAAUGCUUGAUUUUUAUAAGGAAUUUGCUAAUAAGAAUAGAGCGGACUAG
Molecule: messenger RNA, 2205 nt
Organism: Naegleria fowleri
Lineage: Eukaryota; Heterolobosea; Eutetramitea; Acrasida; Naegleriidae
Exons: 1
Coding region: 1-2205 (734 amino acids)
Cellular component (GO): cytoplasm
Molecular function (GO): ATP binding; ATP hydrolysis activity
Source: RefSeq, a predicted model, not a curated record